Molecule: messenger RNA, 1116 nt
Organism: Cydia strobilella
Lineage: Eukaryota; Metazoa; Arthropoda; Insecta; Lepidoptera; Tortricidae
Product: adenosine 5'-monophosphoramidase HINT3-like
Exons: 3
Coding region: 49-480 (143 amino acids)
Molecular function (GO): catalytic activity
Source: RefSeq, a predicted model, not a curated record
GACAGAAGCGUAAACUUACUUUCAGUUUUUCAGGAAUUUCUGUUAACCAUGUCUGCAGCAGCCCCCGAAGCCCCAACUAAAUCGGCUUGUAUAUUCUGUAAUAUUGUGAACAAGCUAGAAAACACAGAGAUACUGUACGAAGAUGAAGAAAUCUGCGUUUUUCGUGACAUCCGACCAGCAAGUCGGUUCCACAUUUUGACCAUACCGAAAAGGCAUAUAGAAGACGUUAAAUCUUUAACAACGGCUGAUAAAGACUUAGUUGAAAAGCUGCUAACCGUAGCCAAAGAGAUGUUAACGAAGAAUGGCCUGUCAGAAGACGUUGCCAGGUUCGGAUACCACUGGCCACCAUUCCGGAGCGUGAAGCACCUUCACUUGCACACCAUAGCUCCGGAGAAUGAAAUGGGGUUCCUCGCCAAAAUGAUGUUCCGAAAGGAUUCUUAUUGGUUUGUUACGCAUGAUUACGUGAUGUCAAGACUAUGACGAAACUGAUGAAAAUAUUACAAGUAUUGCACAUGAGCGGAGAACACGAAUAUCGACCAAGUUUGGAUGAGCUUCUCAUUUGAUUUUGAACCUAACGGAAAGGUCGGUCUUAUUUUGCAUGUACAACGAGGGCUACCGCGUUUAAUUUCGCCGCUAGGGGCGCUAGUGUAGAUGGAGGUCUUUCAAAAUGUCAAAUGCAUAGAAGUUUGGGGGGUUUCAAGUUUUUUUUAUCGGGAAUUUCACUCCUUAUUCAUAACUGUGGUAAAUCUUUGUCCAUCUUUGAUUAAUCAUGGUAAACAAUAGAUAUAGCUUAAUAAAUGUUAGUGGUUUAAAAAAAGUGCCAACUAAAAUAUAUGCAAAAUUAAACAGGAUGAAAUGACACAUUGAGACGUUAAAAUACCUUUGUGUAUUAGAACGUAUUGAUUUUAUAAAGAAGAUUUUAUAAAAGAAUUUUAAGAUCUGUUUUUCUGGACCUACGUCUACAGUGGCGCCAACUGGUGAGCACAAAAACGGUAGCUAUCAUUUAUUUGCAAUAAAAACUUGUAUAGGCAACAUACCUAAUGGUUAAUGGUUAUUACUUGUAGCAAUGUAAACGUAUUUAUUCUUAUUUAUUGUUAUAUUGGGUUAAAAUAAACU